AUGGCAGACUGGUGGAGCCAAUUAGCACGUUUUGGUAUGAGAUCGGAUAUGCAGUUCACAGAGGCAAUUCGUUACCGAGAAACAAGACAGAUAACAAAAUGGACCAAGAUGGCAUGGUGGAACAACCAACUUCUAGGAUGUGGAAUGAAGCACUGUGGAAAAUAUUAUUUAGUUGUCUGCAUGUAUCGGCCAGGAGGUAAUGAUGUUGGUCGCAAUGUCUACCAUAUUGGAGCCGUGUGUUCUGACUGCCCAGAAACAUGUGUUGAUGGCCUCUGCAACUAG
Ostertagia ostertagi is the source of this 282-nucleotide messenger RNA. The record is from the annotation of a GenBank genome assembly. NCBI's taxonomy places the organism in Eukaryota, Metazoa, Nematoda, Chromadorea, Rhabditida, Trichostrongylidae.